AGAGAUUUUAAGUAAUAUGAACAAUUUAUUGUGUUUCAGUAAGUUACUUACACAGUGUCUACUUGGAAGUGGUGUGUUUACUUUGAAGUGCCGAGAUGAGCCAGUCAAACAGUCGAGGGAGGACUAUAAAAAGGCCAAAGAGUUAGAAGAAGCCAGGAAAGCAGGUAGCGAACCUGCCAUGAAAGAUGAAAUGGGAAAAGACAUCAAUCCUCAUAUCCCACAGUAUAUUAUGCAAGCACCCUGGUACAUUGGGGCAGAACAAGCUACAUUGAGACAUCAGAGGUCUUCUACGUCUGAGCACAAGAAAGCGUCAGAGUAUGCAAAGAUGGGUGAAUGGUUCAAAAAAGGCAUCAAAGAGGGCCCAGUUGCUACAAAGUUUAGAAAAGGAGCAUGUGAAAACUGUGGAGCCAUGACUCAUAAGAAGAAAGAUUGCCUUGAAAGACCACGAAAGGUUGGUGCCAAGUUCACAGGAUCAGGUAUAGCUCCAGAUGAGCACAUUCAGGCAGAUCUCAAAUUUGACUAUGAUGGUAAGCGGGACCAUUGGAAUGGCAUGGACAUGGACAUACAUCAGCGUGGUGUGCAGGAGGAGUUUAAACAGCUUGAACAAGCCAAACGUGCCCUUAAAGAACAGACACUCGAAGAUGCUCUACAAUCAGGCAAGGUUGACAAAUUGAAAGACAAUGAGGAUGGCCCUGAUGAUGAACAUAAAUAUAUUGAUGAUUUAGACAUGCCCGGGUCAAAAUUUGAAACAAAAGAACGUAUAACUGUAAGGAACUUGAGAAUAAGAGAAGACACUGCAAAAUAUUUAUAUAAUCUCGACCCAAAUUCAGCAUAUUAUGAUCCUAAGACAAGAUCUAUGAGGGAGAACCCAUUUGCAGGAAAACAGGCAGAUGAGGUACCCUAUGCAGGGGACAACUUCAUUAGAGUAUCUGGUGAUGCUCACAACCUGGCUAAACGUCAAGUGUUUGCAUGGGAAGCUUACGAGAAGGGAGCUGAUGUUCAUGUUCAAGCUGACCCAACAAGGCUGGAGAUGCUCAAUAAAGAGUUUAAAACAAAGAAGGAAGACUUUAAAGAAAGUCAAAAAGAAAGUAUACUGGAUAAAUAUGGUGGUCGAGAACAUCUGGAUGCUCCUCCCAAACAACUACUCUUGGCCCAAACUGAAGACUAUGUAGAAUAUUCCAGAACGGGAGCUUUGGUAAAGGGACAUGAGAAAGCCAUCAUGAGAUCACGUUACGAAGAAGACAUAUUGUUGAACAAUCACACAGCAGUUUGGGGAUCAUUCUGGCGAGAUGGCAGAUGGGGCUAUAAGUGCUGCUACUCAUGUAUCAAGGAGUCAUAUUGUACAGGGGAAAAAGGCAGACAGAUUGAAAUGGAGAGUGUAGAGAAUACAGCAAUGGUUGCAGUAGCAGAUGCCGAGCCUGACAAAACACUACUUGAAAAACAUCAAGACAAGCAGGAUGAUAAGAGGAGGAAACGUAAGAAGAAGGAGAAGAAAAGACGUAGGAAGAAACAGAAGAAGGAAGAAAGUAGUAGUAGUAGUAGCAGCAGUAGUUCAGAGAGCGAAUCUGACAACGAGGACGAAAUAAAUGAGGAGAAACUUAAACAGGCAAUAGAAGAUGAGAAAAAACGUCAGAGGAAAGUUGCUGAAUAUCUUGCAAUGGAUGAGAGGAAACGUCCAUAUAAUAGUGGCACGUAUAACUUUAAAGAACCUACAAAAGAGGAAAUGGAAGCCUAUAGACUUACACAGAAAAACCCAGAUGAUCCAAUGGCCAAAUUUUUAUAGCAGUGAUUCUUCUCAUGAACAGAGUUAAGUUUUAGACG
Molecule: messenger RNA, 1821 nt
Organism: Owenia fusiformis
Lineage: Eukaryota; Metazoa; Annelida; Polychaeta; Sabellida; Oweniidae
Source: the annotation of a GenBank genome assembly